Messenger RNA from Didymodactylos carnosus, 1362 nucleotides. Lineage: Eukaryota; Metazoa; Rotifera; Eurotatoria; Philodinida; Philodinidae. The record is from the annotation of a GenBank genome assembly.
AUGGAUUUACUUGACGUUGCAAAAAAAUUCAAUGCAGGAAAACAUCAUUCAACUCGUAAUGAUGAUGUAUUUAUCGAUCGUCUAAAUCAUCGUUACACCGUAACAGCCAUUAUAUUUUUUGCUGCAGUUGUCACAACUCAACAAUAUUUUGGAUCACCGAUAAAUUGUUGGGUUCCAGCACAAUUUACGGGAAGUUAUGAAAAAUAUGCCAAUGAUAUAUGCUGGAUAAUGAACACGUAUUAUGUACCAAUGAAUGAUGAUAUACCACAUGUGGAAACAAGACGAUAUGAAAGAAUGUUAAAGUAUUAUCAAUGGUCACCAUUUAUUUUAAUGUUUAUGGCAUUCUGUUUUUAUUUUCCUCGUAUGUUAUGGCGUUCAUUAAAUAAUAAAUCCGGUCUUGAUAUUGAAAAAUUAGUUGAUGCUGCUAUGAAACAAGAACAAGCCGAUCAACAUGAAAAGAAACAAGAUACAAUUAAGUAUAUUGUUGGUUCAAUUCAGCAUUAUGUUAAACAUCGUUAUAAUUAUCGUUCACCAUCCGCACAAUAUUCUUCAGUAAAAAGUAGACAAUCAGAGAAUAUGGGAAAAAAAUUAGGUCGAAUUAUUUUUUUUUGGACAAGUCGUCGUUUAAGUUGUUAUUUAGUUCUAUUAUUUACAUUUGUUAAAAUAUUAUAUUUAACAAAUUCUAUAAUACAAAUAUUUUUAUUAAAUGCCUUUCUUGGUAAUGAUUAUCAUUUAUUCGGAAUUGAAGUAUUAAAAAAAUUUGUUCGUGGUCAAGAUUGGGGUGAGAGUAAACGUUUUCCACGAGUGACAUUAUGUGAUUUUCAUAUUCGAGAAAUUGGUAUUGUACAUCGGUAUACGGUACAAUGUGUAUUACCAAUUAAUUUAUUUAAUGAAAAAAUAUUUUUAAUUCUAUGGUUUUGGAUUCUAUUAUUAGCUGCAUUUAAUAUUGGUGAUUUAUUAGCGUGGCUUGGACGUCUCAUUCGUGCUGAUAAUCGAACACAUUAUGUACGUAGAAAAUUAGCAAUGAACCGAUCAACAGAUGGUGAUAUAAAUACUAGAACAGAUAAUGACAAAGUGUUAAUAAGAGAAUUUGUUCAAGAGUAUUUACAAGAAGAUGGUUGUUUUGCAUUACGUCUAUUAGCACGAAAUGGACAAGAUUUAAUUGUUGGCGACAUAGUGAGAGAAUUAUAUACUCAGUUUGUUGUAGAGAAAGAAAAAUAUAGUACGAAUAUGGAUCAUUUACACACAGGGCAAGAAGAGUCAUCAUUUUACACAUCAAGAAAAGUUCCACCUAGCCAGACAACAAUGGAAGAUGGUUACGAUCAGCAGAAAGAAGAACGAAAGCACAUUUUUUCAAAGUAG